UACUAUUCAUCACUUUAUGCAACUAUAUAUACCACCCUAACUUUGAUCACUUCUUCAUCUCACUCACUACCACUCUUAAUUUCUCUUCUUAUUUUUCAUUCACACACCCUUCACCUUUUAUUCAAUUCCUCUCACCUUUCCAAAUGGCCAGUGUUGAGGUUGCACACCAAGCACCACCAACAACAGUGCAAGAAAAUGAAACAACGCCUGAGAUAAUCAAGACAGCGGAAACAACUCCAGAACAACCAGCCACUGAAGUUCCUGCUACAGAACAACCAGAAUCCGAAGUUCCUGCCACUGAAGUACCAACAGCAGAAACAACCGAAGAACCAACAGAAACACCUGCAGCAGAACAAACUGUAGAUGCUCCAGAAACCCAAGAUCCACUUGAAGUUGAAAACAAGGAAGUGGUAACAGAGGAAGCAAAGGAAGAGAACUCGGAAGCACCUAAGGAAACUGAGGAAUCGGCUGAAGAAGUGAAGGAAGAGGUGGAAGCAGUAGUGGAGGAGCCAGUAGCAACUACUGAAAAUGAGUCAGCAGCCCCACCAGCAGCAACUGCAGAGGAUGUGAUUGAGAACAAACCAGUUGAAUCAGUGGAAGCUCCAGCAGCAGAGGAAGUUCCAGCUGAGAAUCCCGAAGCUUAAACCAAUGGAAGCGGUGCGAAUGGAACUGGUAAAAAAAGGAAGUUUAAAUUAAUGGUUCUAGUUGUUGGGAUCGGGUCUACCAUUUUGCAUGUCAUCAAGGUUGAAAAGCUUUUCUAUUAAUUAUUUCUUUAGUUUCCUUUCCUUUAUUAAAGUUUAUUAUUGUUAUUAUGGUAAGGCUUUUGGAUAUGGUUAUUUGUAUGGCACUUGGCUCCACAUCUGCAUAUAUAUAUACAUGCUGAGUGGUGGACAUGUGAAACUCUAUUCCAUGAGUCGUGUAUUGAAGUGAUAAGGGGCUAUAGUUCUUAAGAAGGUUUGUCAUGGUGUGUUACUGUGUUUCUCUCUAGAUUUGAAUAAAUAAUAUUUAUUUUA
Molecule: messenger RNA, 1013 nt
Organism: Vicia villosa (hairy vetch)
Lineage: Eukaryota; Viridiplantae; Streptophyta; Magnoliopsida; Fabales; Fabaceae
Exons: 2
Coding region: 144-644 (166 amino acids)
Source: RefSeq, a predicted model, not a curated record